ACGCGAGCCGCCGCGAGAGACGGACCUGUGCCCGACAGUCCCGACAAAUAAAUAAUUUAAUAAUUUGUGUCGCUAACUGUGUAUGUUCAAAAACAACAUUUUAAAAAAUAUAGUUGUUUUAAUAUCGAACUUUUUCGGUAAGUUUUGUGAAAAUAUCCUCAAGGACAGUGUUGUAAAGAUUUGUUAGUUAAUUCCAAGUGUUUUUUGGUAACAAUUUCUGUUCGAUUCCGGGAUUGCUUUUGUGGAUUGAAAAGAUUAAUGUGCAUUUGCCUGUUCAAAUUAUCCUCGACUAAGACAUCCAUUUAUAUUGAAAGUCCCCCAAAGAUGACAUAAGCCUUACAAGAUGGCGCUGCGAAUGAAGAAAGACAUAAAGAAGGCUUCCUACUACGUGUGGUUCCUGGGUGCGCAGGAGUCGCGCGGGCUGCGAGGCGAGGAGUUCGCUAUACCUGCUAUUAGGAUAUUGGAGGAGAGGGCUCGAGAUUUGGAGCCUUUUAAAGUUACUCUGCAGGUAUCCCACAAAGGCCUGAAGAUAAUCCAGAAUGUGACAGCCAAAGGCAAACAGCAGACUAUCAAGCACUUCAUCCCUCACGGCAGCAUCACCAGCGCGGUGGUGCAGGCUGACGUAGUGGCGUGCGUGUUGUUGCUUUACAACCCGCUCACUGGCUGUCCCGUGCAUGUCCAUGCUUACAGAUGCGAUUCAGACCACACAGCAGAAAUGUUAUACACCCACUUACAAGCGUUAAUAGAGCGACCGGAAAACCAGAAGAAAUUCGCGGACAUCGAGCGAAAACUCCAGAUGAGGGGGGCGCUACCUUCGUCGAAGAAGCCCCCGGAUUCUUCGCUCGGGAGCGAAGUAUCCCGCGAAUCGGAUUCGGGGAGCAACGAAGAACGUUGUGUGGCUAAUUUGUAUGACAGUUUGGCUGCCGAGUUGAAACAAAAGUUGUCUACAGGUAAAAAAGGAUUAGGCAAGAGUCCAAUCCUGCUGCCACCUCGCGACUACGACACGGUCCACCGUCAGAAAGGCAACCUUUCUAACAUCGACACUCGUCGGUGCCUCAACCAGAACAUUGUGGGGGUGAAUGCGAGGCGUAAGCUCGAGUCUUCAGGAGGCAGCUCGGGGAUCGGCAGCGAUCUCGCGCCGUCGCCGGAGAGAAACGAGUAUAGGCCGCAUGAUAAUCAUAGUACUAGUGAGGAGGACUGGGCGGAGAGCACAGCGUACAUGAUGCACGAGGCAUUCGACGCGUCUCCCCCUCGCCGCGCGCCCUCCCCCCGCCGCGCCUCCCCCGCGCGCCGCGCCCUCUCCCCGCGACACUACGAGCGCUACCCCGACGACUUCGCCGAUCAGUUCCGAGACCAGCUCGCGCCCUUCCGCGACCACACCUUCGAGCGGAGGUUCCGACACGAGUCACUCGAACGCGUCAAACCAGAAAAGCCAGUAGAGAAGUUCCAGGACGACACAAUCAACUACAGGAGACGAUAUGUCGCUGAAACCAAACCAUCCAACAGAAGCAUCGACAGAGUCGAAGAUCGGAGGUUUGGCAAACUACAAAGGGGAGCCAGUGAAGGCAGCCUCAAAAUCGCUGAAGCGUCGCCAAAAGACAGAUUCAACGUCGCUAAAGAAAAGUUCAUGAAUCUUGAAAGGGAGAGGUUCAACAGGGAGCUGGAGGCGCACAUGGCGAUGCGGAGGAGCAUGCUGGAGCGGAACAGUCGCUCAACUUCUUCCCCCGAGGAAGAACGGAGGGACGAGCGGCAGGACCGACACAGAGAGGUGAGCUCCCGGCGAGAGCCCGAGCGCUCUCAUCGCGACGCGGAGCGCCACGCGCCCGAGCGCCGCAAGGACGAGCGCCUCGCCGAGCGCGAGCUGCCGCCCCGCGACCUCGAGCGACUCCCGCGCAUCGGCAGGAAGCGCGACGACGUCAAGCGGUACGAGUACGGCGCGGAGGACUACUUGAACAGGAUCGAGCCCAAGCCUCAUAGAGACGAGUUCGACAGCUACGACCGGAGAGGCAGGAGGGAGCUCGACCGGCGCAUCGAGGAGGACGAGAUCAUUGAGCCAGUGAUCGAAGAAAGAAGGAGAGGGGAUUGGAACGACAGGCAGCGAGCGUUCAGUCGCUCCCGGCUGUUGGACGACCAGCGCCAGUCGUACGUCGAGGGUGACAGAGAGAGGUACUAUGACCGGGACUACAGAGACUUCCGCGAGCUGGCUGAUCGUCAGCAGACGAAGUUCCGCCACAGCUACGCGGAGCCGAUCCCGCGCGGCCGCCUCGGCACCGUGCGACCCUACUGAAUGCCAUAGUAGAUACAUAGAUGAUUAUUUUGGAAUAUUAACACUGAACAACCAAAAACCACGUAUAUGUGAAGAUGGACGGCGCAAGCCUGGAUUGUUGACUAUACCUGAUUUAUUCGUUAUAUAUUAAUGGACGUGAAAGUAACAUACUUAUGAUUUUUGCUGACUUGUUCCCAAGUUUUGACAGAGGUAUGUUAUAUAGGAUGUAAUCACAUAAGUGCCUAUCAGAUAGUUUUUUUAUUGUAUUUAUAUAAAUACUCAUAAGUGCAGUAAAUGUCACAGAUAUUAUAUAUUAAUUUUUGUAAAUAUAAAUAAAUAAAGUACCUUUGUUAAUUUAUAGAUAGGACACAAAUUGGAGACAUUGUUAUUUUAUACAAUAUUGUUAUAAAAAAAAUGUUAUUUUAUCGAAGAAAAUAUCAACGAUUUAUUGUUUUUUGUCAUUGGACAGAAAAAAGUUAUAAAUUAGUCUUUUAUUCAAUUUAUUGUGAAAUGUUUCAAAAUUUAUGUUACAGUUUCGAAAAUUAUUUAGAUUUUUCAAUUUAGUUUUCGGGUCGUUUCAUUAAAAAUAUUAUAACUACUUAAAACAACCAACAAUAAAAUUGUGUGUUUUUCAACAUUAAAGAACACACCAACCACCAAUUUUUUUUUGCAAUUUUUGCACAUUUUUAUUUUCUUUAAAAUGAUUGUAAAAGAUUUUUUGAAGUUGCUGUUUCUUUUUAGUUCAGAAAAUGUAUUUUUUUUUUUUCAAUUAUAAAAAUGUAAAUCAAAUCUCUAUUCAGUCAUUUAAACAUCAUACAGUCAUAUUUUUUUUAUGAAACGACCUCCAUAUUUGUAAUUUAUUUGUAAGUUAAUAAUAAUAGAUUGUAAAUGAAUAUAUCAUGUUUUAUGAAAGAAUUUUCAACAAUAAAAAAAUUAAAUAUU
Molecule: messenger RNA, 3208 nt
Organism: Helicoverpa zea (corn earworm)
Lineage: Eukaryota; Metazoa; Arthropoda; Insecta; Lepidoptera; Noctuidae
Exons: 8
Coding region: 344-2287 (647 amino acids)
Source: RefSeq, a predicted model, not a curated record